UGACCCGCAUUGUGGGGGCUUGGUGAAACCAGAAGUUGCUCAUUAGUUCAUAUGAAACACGGCUGUGUUGGCAAAGAAAAACUUUCUGCAAGGAAACACGCCCGGCUGAGCUAGGACAUGGAACUUUGCCUCAAACAAACCAUCAGAAUGGAGCCCAGAGAUUAUGUAUUGUGUGACACAGCAUCCCAAUAGGAUCUGAUAUUUGCAGCCCCUGGGAAAGUGGAGCGAGAAUCUAAUUUCACGUAUGAGGAGCAGAAACGAUGCCGCUGUCGGACUUUCUGGACAGCCUGAAGGACAACCCGUACUUCGGUGCUGGUUUUGGACUGGUUGGGAUCGGAACAGCGCUGGCCGUGGCUAGGAAAGGUGCCCAGGUGGGAAUGAUCUUCUUCCGCAGACACUACAUGAUCACCCUGGAAGUUCCCAGCCGGGAUAAGAGCUACCACUGGCUGCUGAGCUGGAUCACCAAGCAUGCCAGGCACACCCAGCACCUCAGCGUGGAGACCUCCUACCAGGCCCAUGAGAGCGGACGGGUCCACACUCAGUUCGACUUCCACCCGAGCCCAGGAAACCACAUCAUCUGGUACGGGAGGAAAUGGAUCCGAGUGGAGCGGACCAGAGAGAAGCAGAUGGUUGAUCUUCAUACUGGUACUCCGUGGGAGUCCGUCACCUUCACCGCUUUGGGCAGAGACAGACAAACCUUCUUUAACAUCUUACAAGAAGCUCGAGAACUUGCAUUGAAGCAGGAGGAAGGCAGGACGGUGAUGUACACUGCCAUGGGAGCAGAGUGGAGGCCCUUUGGGUUUCCACGGCGACGCAGACCCCUGAGCUCAGUGGUUCUGGAGACCGGCGUGGCCGAAAGGAUCGUAGAUGACGUGAAGGACUUCAUCGGAAACCCAAAGUGGUACACGGACCGAGGUAUUCCCUACAGGAGAGGGUAUCUGCUGUACGGUCCUCCAGGAUGUGGGAAGAGCAGCUUCAUCACUGCGCUGGCAGGUGAUUUGGGCUACAGCAUCUGCCUGCUGAGCCUGAGCGACCGAACGCUUUCAGACGACCGUCUGAAUCACCUGCUGAGCGUGGCACCGCAGCAGAGCAUCGUCCUGCUGGAGGAUGUGGACGCUGCCUUUGUGAGCCGAGAGCUACUUCCAACGGAGAACCCACUGGCCUAUCAGGGAAUGGGAAGACUGACUUUCAGUGGACUCCUCAACUCACUGGAUGGAGUCGCUUCAUCUGAGGCUCGAAUAGUUUUUAUGACCACAAACUUCAUAGACCGGCUGGACUCUGCGCUGAUCCGACCCGGACGUGUCGACCUGAAGCAGUACAUCGGGUUCUGCACCCACUGGCAACUCAGCCAGAUGUUCCAUCGGUUCUACCCGGACCAACCAACCUCAGAUGCAGAGCGCUUUGCUGAGCGAGCGUUAGCGGCCCACGCCGAGAUCAGCGCCGCUCAGGUUCAGGGACACUUCCUGCUGCACAAAACGGAUCCUGCAGCAUCUAUAGAGAACGUGGUUCAGAUGAGAGGGUGAACUGGAGCGGAAUCGGAGACUAAGUGUUGAAUAAAAAGAAAACUUUGGUUCUAAUGAUAUUUUAUCAAUAAAAAAAAUCUGUUAAACU
Messenger RNA from Nothobranchius furzeri (turquoise killifish), 1611 nucleotides. RefSeq names its product BC1 (ubiquinol-cytochrome c reductase) synthesis-like (gene bcs1l). Gene Ontology annotation, biological process: protein insertion into mitochondrial inner membrane from matrix; mitochondrial respiratory chain complex III assembly. Gene Ontology annotation, molecular function: ATP binding; ATP hydrolysis activity. NCBI's taxonomy places the organism in Eukaryota, Metazoa, Chordata, Actinopteri, Cyprinodontiformes, Nothobranchiidae. Gene Ontology annotation, cellular component: mitochondrial inner membrane. The record is from RefSeq and is a predicted model, not a curated record.